Grus americana (Whooping crane) is the source of this 1346-nucleotide messenger RNA. RefSeq names its product acid phosphatase 6, lysophosphatidic (gene ACP6). Gene Ontology annotation, biological process: dephosphorylation. The transcript has 10 exons. The record is from RefSeq and is a predicted model, not a curated record. The coding region runs from base 46 to 1308 and encodes 420 amino acids. Lineage: Eukaryota; Metazoa; Chordata; Aves; Gruiformes; Gruidae. Gene Ontology annotation, molecular function: phosphatase activity.
GGCGCGGCUGUGCCGCCGGGUGCCGGCAGUGACAGCGCCGCUGCCAUGGGCUGGGGCACCCGUCUGGGCCUCCUGGGCGGCCUGGCCCUGUGGGCGCAGCGACGGCGGGCAGCGGCGGUCGCCGCCCAGGACGACGGCGGCGGCGACAGGGAGCGGCGGGACCUGGAGCUGAAGCUGGUGCAGGUGGUCUUCCGGCACGGGGCGCGCACCCCGCUACGGCCCCUGCCGGGGGCAGAGCCGCAGGUGGAAUGGCAUCCCACCCUUUUAGAUGUGCCAGCUCAGACUAAGUUUGAUUACAUGGUGACUGACCUGAAUGGAGGGCCUCGACCUCCCUCGCCCUAUGAGAAGCAGUACCAAAAGACCACGUUCAAGGGUGGUGCAAUUGCAGGACAGCUGACAGCAGUAGGGAUGCAGCAGAUGUUUGCUCUGGGGGAAAGGCUGAGGAGAAGCUAUGUGGAAGAAGCCAACUUUCUCUCACCAACAUUUAAGCCUGCUGAGGUCUUUAUCCGUUCCACUAAUAUUUUCCGGAAUCUGGAGUCCACACGGUGCCUGCUAGCUGGGCUGUACCAACAGCAGAAAGAAGGAUCUGUUGUCAUUGUCACUGAUGAAGCAAGCUCUGAAAUCCUCUACCCCAAUUACCACAACUGCCAGCGCCUGAAAUGCUUGAGCAGGCAUAAAUUGAAGAGUGCUCUGCAACAGCCAGGUAUCUCUGAUGACUUGAAAACAAUUAAGGAGAAGAUGGGUAUUGAUGGUGAGAAGUCUGUGGAUUUUUUUCUCCUCCUUGAUAACAUUCUUGCUGAGCAGGUGCACAAUUUGCCAAGCUGCCCUGUGCUGAAGAACUUUCAGCAGACAGUUGAGCGUCGAUCUGUUGACUCAAUUCUUUUCCUUCUGGAAGAUGGUUCGAGAGAAAUUCUUCAGAUGAGUGUUGGUCUCCUUUUCUAUACCUUACAGAAGAACAUUACAGAAGCAGUAGAUCCCUCAUCUCCAGCUGAAAAGGCCAGAAAGCUCAUUCUCUAUGCUUCUCAUGACAUUACCCUUAUUCCUCUCCUGGUGGCACUGGGCACCUUUGAUCGCAAGUGGCCACCUUAUGCUGCAGACGUGACCCUGGAACUGUAUCAGCACCAGCAGUCCAAAGAGUGGUUUGUUCGCAUGUCUUACCAUGGAGAGGAGCAAGUGGUGAAAGGAUGUAGAGCAAGUCUCUGCCCACUCAAAGAAUUUCUAGAAGUUCUUUCACAGUACUCAGUCAGUCCGGAGGAGUACAAUAACCUGUGUUCCCAAAUGGAGGGGAAUCAGCAAACUCACUCAUAAAAUACUUGUCUUAAAUUAAAAUUAGUUUAUUGUCACAA